AUGAACAGAAGUUACAGCGCAGUCCUACUGUGCCUUUUACUACUUACAAAACCAUUGGCUGAGGCCAGACGAGGCGGCGGCGCCAGCAUUAGCAGAGGAGGCGGAGCUGCUCGUGGUGGAGUUGCUGGUGGAAAUGCGGGAGGAGGUAAGGGUUUUCUUUUGUUGUUUUAUGUUUUUAGAGGUCUGUGAAGUUCUUAAGAGUAUUUUAUACCGAAAUUUGACUUCAAAUCUCGAAGAUUUUUUAUAUUAUACUUGGCAGGGUAUGCCCAAAAAGAAAUGGUGAAUAUGUGGCUAAAGUAGGAAGUGAAUUCGGUGAUGUUUGCUUGAUCUGGACUAGAGUUUCAUAUGUUAUCGUAGAGUUGAAGUUUUGGGUUCGUUUUACUUGAAAAAAUCGGAGAAACUGGUCAAAACUUUAGCCAUGUGCAACAUCAUUACGGAUAGCAGGAAAUUAAGGUGAACCUAAGUUAUUGUUGAAAUUCUUGGAAAGUUUUUUGUAUUGAAAUGUUCGUUAUGCUUUGAUGCGGGUUUCUAAGGAAGUUUUCCGGUUUGACCAGGUUCUUUUUCAACCAAUAUCAGCAAUAUAUUAUUUUUGAUACCUAACUAGGGAAGUGUACAAACGAACCCUCGCCAAAUGGCAAGUGUUAUACACCAUUGGAAAGCCCUUGAAAAAUGGUGCAAGACACCAUUUUCACUUUUUGCAGAAUGCCCCAGGGCAAAAAAUUAUAAACGGUUGAUUUGUCCCUUAAGUAGUUACAAUAUCUGCUGUGGGGCAUAAUACAUGUUAUUUCAAAACGCUAAAUAGUACGGAAUGCUACUGGGUUGGCAUAAGGAUCAUUAUGAAGUUUAGCGCUUGCCAGUAAGACCAUUUUACAUAUGGUAUUUACUGGUUUUAAAUGCCCAUAAUGUGAAAAACCACUUUUCACUUUUUUUAAUGUUGAAAAACAUGUAAGUUUGAUGUUUUUAACCGUAACCGGCCGUCUUCCAGUAAAAUUAAAGCGUUUGUAAAAGUUUAAUGCAAAUAUUUUCCUAACUGUAAGAACGCAAAAAUGAUUUUUCUCAAGCUGGGAACUGAACCCGGCUUGCUUUGGCUUAUCAGCCUGCUCAGCAACCACUACACUAUCGGUCUGUCGGGAAAAAAACGGCGGAUCGUCGCGCCUCGGAGUCGCUCAUCAUCGCUUUGCGAUUGCAAGCCGCGACUUGGGAUUUGGUGCGCGAUAGCGGCGAGGCGAGACAUUUUGCUGCGACGAUCCGCCGUUAUUUUUCCGACAGACUGAUAUUGAAGCAACCCUCUUCGAGGAUUUUUUCCUGCCCAAGAGAAAGAAAUAUUUUUGUUGCAAAAUGGCCUAAAAAUAAUACAAUUUACAGUAUGUCGUCGCGGAAAGUCAUUCUGCAAAAAAUGAAAAUGGUGUCUUCUACCAUUUUUCAAGGGCUCUUUAAUGACGUAUGUCACUUAUCAUUUGGUGAGGGUUCGUAUGUACACUUCCCUAGUAAAACCAAGUUUUUUUUAAAAUUUUCCAGGUAAAUCUCUAAAUUUCUCUUUGAUUUUAUAUAAUUUUCUGAGAGACACUUUAUGAUUAGACUCAGUGCAAUGUGAUUUAUCAUUCUCUUCGCUAUAUUUUACCUGUAUCUUCAUCUUGUUUCAGGUGGCUUUGCUCCAAACCAAGGUGGUGGUUUCCAACGUCCAGGCGGUGGAUUCCAACAACCGCAUCCUCAGCAGCCCACAUUCAACCAAGGGAACCAAGGACAGUGGAAUCAAGGGGGUUCUCGCGGAUUUGGAGGUCCCGGGUUCCAAGGACAGCCACACAUCAACAGUCAACCGCAUUUUACGUCCGGAAACUCGUUGGGAUCUCCAUCCAGAGCUAGUGGAUUUAAGAGUGCGUUGGCUGGAGCUGCUGUUGGUACAAUCGGUAAGAGUUUGGGUUUUGUUUUUUCUUGUUUUAGGAAGAAAAUUUGAGAAGUGUCAUGGAUAAUAUAAGAAAUAGCAUAUUUCUUGUAAGCCUUCAUGUGGAAAGGCAAAAGAUAGAUCAAUUAUAAAAGAAGAAUCCAUUUCUGACAUGUUAAAUUUUAUCUUGCCACCUCUUUCGGCCAUUUUUAUCAAAAUUUUUUGUGAUGAUGGAUAAUAUAAAAUUUGUCGAUUUAUAUGAAUUUUUGGUGUUUAAAGGCACAGAGUCGGUGAAUAAUGGAAAUUAAGCUCCUAGAAGAUCCAUUAGCUAUGUAAUUUAUAUAGCUUUGUCAAAAAAAUUAUCUCAUGGAUAAUAUUAAGAGGCUAAUUUUAAUUAAUUUCCCCCAAUUUUCAGGUGGAUUGCUCGCGUUCGAGGCCGGAAAAGCGAUUAUCCGUUCAGCCACGACUCCAUUCAACCACGAUGGCCGUGAUUACUACUUUGAUCGUCAAAAUCACCCACAAAAUGGCAACGCAAAUAUGUGCGCCAUGCCGUUGCAACAGUUGAUUGCCACUCAAGCUCCGGCCCCCACUACCACCACCACCGUGGCUCCGGUUCCGGCUGCCGGUGAUGCUGGAGCGGCGCCGGUCACCACCACUAUGGCUCCGCAACAGGUUCUUCAGAAUGUAAGUGGUCUAGUGGAAUAUCGUUGAAAGGUUGAUGAAAAAAUGAUUGAUUUGUGAGGAAAAUUUUUUUUUGGAGUUGUGAUGGGAUGGUUUUUGACAUGAGAGAAUAUUUUUUUAUAAAAUGCGACUUUGAUUUUUGAAUUUUGGGUCCCGCCACGAAAAGUUGAAAUGUCCGGAAAGUCGCUGAAAAAGGGUUCAAAUUGUAAAAGAAGCCUUAUAGAACUAUAAAAAAGAAUUGUUAUACACUUUCUCGUUUUUUGUGGCUUUGCUUUUUGAAUUUUUGGGUCCCACCACGAAAACCUGAAAUGUCCGGAAAGUUGCUGAAAAAGGGUUCAAAUUGUAAAGGGAGUCUUAUUGAACUGUAAAAAAUUUUUUUAUACAUUUCGGCUAUAAAAAUUUUCAUUUUCGAACAAACUUUUGCACCUAGUAUAAUAUAAAUUAAUAUCCGAAUUUGCAGAUCCAAUUCCAAGACGGAACCCGUCCGAAAGAGGUUGUCUGGUCAUGCAAAGCCACUGAGAUUUGUUGCGGCACUGAUUGUUGUCCCGCGCCGCAGAAUCAGGCCGGCGCGCCCAACGCGGCGCCGACUGGUAAAAGCGGAGGCGCCGGCAUCGGCGGAAUCAUCCUCGGGUAAGUUGAGUGUGACAAAAUGAGUGUUUGUGUGCUACAGCUAUUCGUUUGUGUCUGUUCAGCAGUUUUGUGGUCGUUGACGGUGAAAUUUUGAGUUUUGGAAAUCGACCGGUCGAUUUUUGAAAAUGAGAUUUUUUGAAUUUUUGGAAGAAUUUAUAUGUUGUAAACAAUUUUAUGCCUAUUUUACAUUGAUUUAGUCGAUUUUAAAGCCAAAUUCGAAAUUUUUUGUUGUAUUGGACAUGUGUAUGUAAUGUGUUGUGUUGUGUGUAAGAUAACAAAAAAUUUCCCUCCCGCACUAAUUCCGCACAACCCCCGAGACUAUUGCUCGAUUAUUUCCAGUGCUUUAGUAUUCUCCUUAUUCUACUGAUCCUCUCCUGCUGCUGCUGUUUCCUGGUCUACAAGUUCUGCCGCGAAUCCAUUGAAUGCCUAAUACCGAAGCGCCGAGAGGACAAUUAUUACGACGAUGGCACUAAAUAUGAUGGAAAUGGACAAGGUUAGCGAUUUUUGAAGGUUUCGGGGAGAUUUGAAGGGGAUUUUGAGGUCAAAUUUGGAUUUUUUCAUCAAUAGGUCUAGUGUAAUAUAGAAAAUUUGGAAUUUUUGAUGUGAUUGUGCUAAUUGUUGAUGGAAAUGAGGGUUUUAUGAAGUUUUGGGACAUUUGUGACCUGAUUUGAGUAAAUUGGGGGAUUUGUUGAUGUGUUUUUAUAUUACACUUGAUCAGGUCUAGUGUAAUAUAAAAAGUGAAGAAGCAGUCAAACCAGAUAGGUAAUUUUUGUGGGAAAUGCUCUGAAUAUGCCGGAAAAUGUUUUUACAAUGCAUAUUAAAAAUUUUUGGCCAAUUAAAUAGCAAUUUUGAUAUUACACUAGGUACUGAUCUCUAAAAUAAGGUCGAAAACUGUGAAUUUUGGCGUUCUUUGAGUUCCAAAAGGACUGCAAUGCCAUUUAUACUCCUUUUCACGUCAAAAAAUUGUACUUUUUGCAGGUAACGCCUAUCCAAUGGGCCCAUAUCCACCACAACAGAACUACCCACCACCCCCUCAAUACCCACAACAAGGAGGCUACUACCCCGCCCAGCCACAACCACCCCAAGGAUACCCUCAAUACCCCCAUCAUCAACAGUUCUAA
Molecule: messenger RNA, 4314 nt
Organism: Bursaphelenchus xylophilus (pine wood nematode)
Lineage: Eukaryota; Metazoa; Nematoda; Chromadorea; Rhabditida; Aphelenchoididae
Source: the annotation of a GenBank genome assembly